Molecule: messenger RNA, 927 nt
Organism: Glycine soja
Lineage: Eukaryota; Viridiplantae; Streptophyta; Magnoliopsida; Fabales; Fabaceae
Product: transcription factor VOZ1-like
Exons: 2
Coding region: 1-927 (308 amino acids)
Biological process (GO): positive regulation of long-day photoperiodism, flowering; regulation of DNA-templated transcription
Source: RefSeq, a predicted model, not a curated record
AUGGGUCACAACUCUAAUUUGUUGGGUCAGUUUGAUUUAUAUCAUGACCUCAGACACAACACAGAAAUGAAGAACAACUCAGAAUCAACUCAAUUUAGUUUAGAAGGUUUUGAUUGUAGCCAAUUCUUUGAAGCUGAUGACAAUGUGCAACAUGGAGAGAAUAUUAUACCUAACAUUCUUCCAAAUAUCUGCCCUCCACCUUCUGCUUUCUUAGCCCCAGAAUGUGCCCUAUGGGACUAUUUCAGACUUGCUCAAGGGGUGGAAUGGUGCCAGAACUACUGUAGUAGUUGUCAUGAGCUGUUGGCAAAUAACGAGGGUCUUCCUGGCAUGACCCCAAUUUUGCGACCUUGGGGAAUUGGUGUAAAAGAUGGUCCUUUGUUUACUGCUGUUCUUGCUAAGACGCAGGGAAAGGAAGUGGGCAUCCCUAGUUGUGAAGAGUUCUUUGAUCUUUCUUUUCUUGAGGGUGAAACUGUUAGGGAGUGGCUCUUCUUUAACAAGCCUAGAAGGGCAUUUGAAAGUUUAAAUAGAAAACAGAGAUCACUUCUGGAUUACAGUGGGCAUGGUUGGCAUGAAUCAAUGAAGCAGGUAAUGAAGGAACAUGGGGGACAAAAGAGGUCCUAUUACAUGGACCCCCAACCUCUUAGUUAUCUCGAGUGGCAUUUGUAUGAGUAUGAGAUCAACAACCAGGAUUGUUGUGCAUUAUACAUACUAGAAUUAAAGCUGGUGGACAAAAAGAAAAGUCCUAAAGGAAAAGUGACCAAGGAAUCUCUUACUGAUUUGCAGAACAAGAUGGGACAACUUACUGCUACUGUUCCAUCUACUGAUGAUGACAACCAGUCAAGGGAAAAACAAAUGCCAAAUAUGAGAAUGAUGAAUCUCCCAACAAGUAAAUUAAUACUCCGUUGCGCGAUUUUACCAUAUUACUGA